UCAAAAGAUGCCGAAGGGGCGGCGCGGCAGCCAGAGCCCCACCAUGAGCCAGCGGCCGGCCCCGCCCCUUUACUUCCCUUCCCUCUACGACCGCGGCAUCUCCUCGUCCCCGCUCAGCGACUUCAACAUCUGGAAGAAGCUCUUCGUGCCUCUGAAGGCGGGCGGGGCGGCGGCGGGCGGGGCGGUGGCGGGGCGCCCCCUGCCCCAGGUGCCCCAGGUUCCGGCGCCCCUGCCGCCGCCACCCGGCCUGGGGCCUCCCAGCGAGCGCCCGUGGCCCCCGCCCUGGCCCUCCGGCCUGGCCUCCAUCCCCUAUGAGCCUCUGCGCUUCUUCUACUCGCCACCGCCGGGGCCCGAGGUGGCUGCCUCGCCUCUGGCCCCCGGCCCCACGACCCCCCGGCUCGCCUCCGCCUCCCACCCCGAGGAGUUAUGCGAGCUGGAGAUCCGGAUUAAGGAGCUGGAGCUGCUCACCAUCACUGGGGACGGCUUCGACUCCCAGCGCUAUAAAUUCUUGAAGGCACUGAAAGAUGAAAAGUUACAAGGACUGAAGACAAGGCAGGCUGGAAAGAAGUCGGCCUCUCUCUCCUGAGGAGCUGCCCACCCGAGCCUGGGCAGCCGCCUCCUUAGGUGUUAGUGCUUAGAUA
Molecule: messenger RNA, 641 nt
Organism: Neomonachus schauinslandi (Hawaiian monk seal)
Lineage: Eukaryota; Metazoa; Chordata; Mammalia; Carnivora; Phocidae
Gene: C11H11orf91
Product: chromosome 11 C11orf91 homolog
Exons: 2
Coding region: 8-586 (192 amino acids)
Source: RefSeq, a predicted model, not a curated record